UUUACCACAACAUGCGCAUGAAAUCAAAGAUAAACAACGUCCCUUCCAGAUCCAUGCAAUACGCACUGUACGGAAAUACCUCGGGUACGGUAUCUACUUUUGAGUGAUUUCGUCAAGAUGCGAUCAAUAAGGGAACAAAAGUCAGCGUGAAGCUGUCCUGACCAUGUGGGUGAAACCGCAAGAAGUGCUGCUUGCCAAUGCUCUAUGGGUGACAGAGCAAGCCAGUCCAUACUUCUUGUUGCAAAGAAGAAGGGGUCACGGCAGUAGCAGAGGCCUUUCUUCCCUUCUCGUCGGAACUCUGGACAGUGUUUUUGAUACAAAACCUCCACCUUACAGAAUAUUGCACCAAACACCCAAUUCAGAGGUUUUCCAAAUGAUAGCUUGCUCCCUCACACAUGCUGAAAUAGAAGAAAAUUGGGACUGGCUACAACGAAGCAUCAUGGAUACUCUCUCGACUUUUGACACAGAAGAUGAUGUUACCGAGUUUGUUUGCUGCAAAAUUCACUCAUUGAUAGCUAAUCAAACUCCUGUUGUGGAAGAUGAGGAAACAAAAUCAUUCAAAGCAACCGCAUUUAAAUUCCGCAGCUUAUUCAAUUUUCCAGCCGAGGAGAAACUUGUUAGCUAUUAUUCCUGCAGUUACUGGAAAGGCAAAAUGCCCAGGCAGGGAUGGAUGUACUUGACAGUACAGCACCUUUGCUUUUACGCCUACAUCCUUGGUAAAGAAACUCGACUUGUGAUCAGAUGGAUUGAUGUUACAGCUCUAGACAAGACAAACAGCCUUCUUUUUCCUGACAGCAUUAGAGUAGCCACAAGAGAGAAAGAGCAUUACUUUUCCAUGUUUUUACACAAAACGGAGACUUUUACUUUGAUGGAGCAACUGGCGAAUCUUGCUAUGAAACAACUUAUGGAUGAGAAAAGUGGAUACAAUGAAGACAAGGAACUGCUGAAGAAGCUCAGUAUAAAUGUUCCAAGAAAAGACUCAUUUUUGAAACGAGAUCUGGAUGCAAGAGCUCAUUCCGAAGCCUAUCGGCUGAAAUUUCACUUGCCAAACUCUGAAAAACUUGAUGGCACUUCUGAUGCUACGCUCUGGACGCCAUACAACAAGCACCAUGUUUGGGGAACAUUGUAUCUAUCUCAGAAUUUUGUUUGCUUUGAUAGCAGGGUUGCCAACUUGGUUACUUUGGUCAUUCCCCUGAGGGAAGUCAACCUUGUUGAAAAAGUUGAAUCUCAAAAUAUUGGCAGUGACCUUGCAAUGCUUAUUACCAACAAGAACGCAUCAUCACAUCUUUUCUCGAAUCUGAAAGAUAGGGAAUUCGUCAUGAGGAAAAUAUCUGAACUACUCAGUCGCAUCAAAGUGAAUCUCACCACGUCGAUAUCAUCAGCAGACAGCAAUCUUGAGUCAUCUCAUCACGAUGAAGCCAAUAACUGGAAUCCCCAGCCUGCUCUGAUGACACUCUUUGAAUUCCCUAAUCCGACCCCACCAACUAUUGAAUCUGACAAAGAAUCUAACUGGGAAAAGCAUUUCUACAUCUAUGGCAAAGGAAUCACCAUGUACCGUACCGUGGAGCUGGCCAAAAUUGUGCUCACGGGAAUCCCAAAUGGGUUGCGGAGAGAGUUGUGGCCAAUAUUUUCAGGAGCGAUGACGGACAUGUCAAUGGCUGAGCCUGGACUGUAUCGCUCAUUGGUGAACCAAGCAUUUAGCAAAUCCUCAACUGCCAAUGAUGAGAUAGAGCGGGACCUACACCGUUCCCUGCCAGAGCACCCUGCCUUCCAAUCUGAAAUUGGAAUCUGUGCUCUGCGCAGAGUUCUCAGAGCUUAUGCCUGCAGAAAUCCACAAAUUGGAUACUGCCAAGCCAUGAAUAUUGUCGCUUCGGUUCUCCUACUUUUCUGCACUGAAGAAGAAAGCUUUUGGCUACUUGCUGCCGUUUGCGAACAAAUGCUGCCUGAUUAUUACAACUCAAGAGUUGUUGGAGCAUUAGUGGACCAAGGCGUUCUUGACGACCUCACCAGAACACAUUUACCUGAGUUGCACGCCAAGCUUGAUGACCUGGGAAUGAUCCGAAUGAUUUCUCUCUCUUGGUUUUUGACUAUAUUUUUGAGCGUCAUGCAUUAUGAGAGUGCCGUUUUGGUGGUGGACUGCUUCUUUUAUGACGGUGCAAAAGUAAUCUUCCAACUGGCGUUGGCAAUAUUAGAGAACAAUCAAGAUGCCUUGCUCACGUGCAAAGAUGAGGGAGAGGCUAUGCAGCUUCUGACCAAUUAUUUGGAAGGAGUUACAAAUGAUGAAAUAAGUGACAAUCUGAUUUCCCUUCACAGAGAUAAUGAAGUUAUUGUUAAGAGCAUCUCUAUACAAAACCUGCUGUAUGAGUCGUACAGUAAAUAUGGCAGCCUAACCGCCAGUGGAAUUGAGAGAAUGCGUUUAAGACACAGACUGAGGGUUGUCCAGUCACUGGAAGACAGCGUCAGUCGGAAUGUUGUGCGCAGCGUCGCCUCAUUUGGGUUCUUCACGCAAGAUGAACUCCAGGACCUUCUUGCUCUCGUUCGUGAAGAACAAUUGUGUCUAAGAGGAAGCCAGCCAGCACGGAUAGCCAACAUUGAUCCCUCCACCCCUCACUAUGAAAUGUUCAAAGUGGACUUUGAGCUAUUCCAAUCUCUCUUCACUGGGCUCUCGCCCUGGGGCCACUGCUCUCACGCAGAAACUUUAGCUGCGCGAUUGUUCAGGUUGAUGGACAGAGAUGAAGACGGAUUCUUGAACUUCAGAGAGCUUGUUGGAGCCUUAGGAAUGACAUCUUCUGCUGACCUCACUCAGAGGUUGAAGCUUCUGUACACUCUGCACUUGCCCCCACUGCUUUCUCCUUCAGAAAUCGAGUCGCCUCAGCAAGAAAGUGAUGCCGAGGUUGCAGCUGAAGCCACAGACUUCUUUGACAGUUUUGAGCAGCAAGCCAGUUGCUUGGGUUACGAUUUUAUGAAUAGUGCCACGAGUCCUGACUCAGCUGAAGGACCAUCCUGGAGGAAAAUGAGUGUCUCCAGUUUGCAUUCCCUGGUGCUGCCAAGCAACCCAAGCAGACUUCAUUCCAAAGCUAUGCCGUGCAUGGCACAACCCUAUUUCAUAUCACUGUGGAAGACUCUUUAUGACAUGUUUCACGCAGAGCCAGAAGAUGAAGAAACAUACCAUUCAAUAGCUAGCAUUGGUACUCUGCUUUUGCAGUUGGGUGACGUGAAUAAGAAGUUCCUUGGAUCUCGCCAAGCGUCUGUGGAUAGUCUCCAAUCACCCAGCCUGAAAGUUGAGACACCAUCUAGUCCUCGAUUUGUGUCGCCGCCAAACUUAGUUUUGGGAGAGGAAGAUGACAAUGGAAAUUCAUCAGUUAACAUGGAGAGUAGUGAGAGCAGCGGCAGCAAUUAUGCUCUUGCCCUGCCCGCCUCGCCAAGCACUGAUGAGGAUGAAAAAACACCGAAUAAUAAUACAAGGAAAAAAUCAGAUAGUCCUCCACAGUGGUCCAUUACCCUUGAUCAAUUCUUAGCCUCUGCUCUAACAGGAGCACCCAUUGUUUCAUUUUUUGAACGUCGCAUUAACUUGAUUGAUACAAUAGACAGAUUCAGGAAGAGGAGGUAUGUGAGACUUCAGUCAUGGCCACCAGAACCCACAGCUGCAAGUAGUCCAGAAAGGAAGGUGUAAUUAGAUAAAAAAAACUGUUGUUCCUCAUAAUUGUUUACUCCGUGCCAGAGUUUAUUAUAACCUUUUUAUUUUGAUUCAAUUUGCAAGGACAUCAAAAUAAUUUUAAGCUAUUUGUGAUAUUUCAAACAUGUCAUAUGAAAUGUUGAUGCUCAUUUGCAGGGUUAGAUUUUCAUAUUAUAUGUAAAUUUCAAGUCAUACAGUACACUACCCAUACGCACGCUUUUUAUGAUAAGCUAGAUGAUGAACUAAUAAAAGUUUACCAACUGUUCUGUAUUAGGGUUUAAAGUGAAAUAUUGAAAUAUUAUAUUAUGUCUCAUUUCAUUUUAUUUUUGAAAAAUUUACAUUUAACAAGAAAUCUUAUGGUCAAUUCAUGAUGAACAAGUGCAUUAUGACUCAUCGUUCUUUGAAUAAUAUUUUACAAUUUCUUUACUAACUGAAAGCAUAGGAAAGGCAUUUUAUUUUGUUGUUAAUUAGUCUGGUGGUUUUCAAGUUUUGAGAACAAUAAAGAGAAAUGAAAGAAUA
Messenger RNA from Cloeon dipterum, 4195 nucleotides. RefSeq names its product TBC1 domain family member 8/9 (gene Tbc1d8-9). Gene Ontology annotation, molecular function: calcium ion binding. The record is from RefSeq and is a predicted model, not a curated record. Lineage: Eukaryota; Metazoa; Arthropoda; Insecta; Ephemeroptera; Baetidae. Bases 164 to 3673 code for a protein of 1169 amino acids. The transcript is spliced from 20 exons.